Molecule: messenger RNA, 7839 nt
Organism: Chelmon rostratus (copperband butterflyfish)
Lineage: Eukaryota; Metazoa; Chordata; Actinopteri; Chaetodontiformes; Chaetodontidae
Gene: fbxl19
Exons: 11
Coding region: 410-3160 (916 amino acids)
Biological process (GO): regulation of transcription by RNA polymerase II; protein demethylation
Molecular function (GO): DNA binding; zinc ion binding; histone demethylase activity
Source: RefSeq, a predicted model, not a curated record
ACACGUUGUAACGUGUGGAGCUGUGGGGAGAGAGAGGCAGUCUCACACAGGGAGAGAGAGAGGGCGAGAGAGAGGGAGAGAGGAGUGAAUGGGCACGACACAGUCAGCAGCACUGCGCCCUUCACUUUAUCGAUAUCGAUCAGUUUGGUAAUCGAGACAUUUAGACCCACAGAGGGUCCGUUAGGUUAGCCCGGGAGCUAGCCGGAACACCAGAAGGCAGAAGCUAACACGAUGGGACACAUGUGAAGCUGACCGGGAGCUAACAGCAGCCUGGCGGAGAAAGAAACAAGGAAGCGGACGGCUAGCUGCGCUAAACCGAAGCUAACGUUGGCUAGCUGGUGGCUAAUAUUAUUUCUAAUGAGCGACCAAGGAGUAUGCGACCUGAUACGAAGAGCUGACUUGUUCGGGGAUGUCGGGCAGUAAGGCGCUGGGCGGGGGGGCUGGCGGGGGGGCGAGGCGCAGGCGGACGCGGUGCCGGCGCUGCCAGGCCUGCAUGAGGACCGAGUGUGGAGAGUGUCACUUCUGUAAGGACAUGAAGAAGUUCGGAGGGCCCGGCCGGAUGAAGCAGUCCUGCCUCCUGAGACAGUGCACGGCGCCGGUGUUGCCUCACACGGCGGUGUGUUUUGCGUGCGGUGAGGCGGGGAAGGAGGACACGGUGGACUCUGAGGAGGAGAAGUUCAGCCUCUCUCUGAUGGAGUGCACCAUCUGCAACGAAAUCAUCCACCCCAGCUGUCUGAAGAUGGGGAAAGCUGAAGGAAUCAUCAACGAUGAGAUCCCAAACUGCUGGGAGUGUCCGAAAUGCCACAAGGAGGGCAAAACCAGUAAGGACCAGGCCGACGGCUCGGGGAAACGCAGGCUGGACAACGGGGAGGUGGGUCGCUGGAAGCUCACAGAUGACCCUCCCCCUAAAAAGAAAGCCCCUCCCUCCCUGGAGGAGGGUGGGAGGCCGGACGGGGGACACAAGAGGAAGAAGGAGAAGGAGCUGCCUCAGGACAGCGGGCCCAAGAAGAAGAUGAAGGGCGCCCACGAAAAACGCCUCAAAAAGAAACCGAAGCAGGAGGCGGCAGAGUCGAACGGUCCCACCUCCUCAGCUGGAGGAGGAGCGGGAGGACUGCAGGGCUCCUCGACAACCACUUCUUCUCAGCCCGGGGGAGGAGGAGCGGGAGGAGCAGGGGGGACGUCGAACGCAGACCAGCGCUCCCAUCACAGAGAGAAACUGGAACGUUUUAAGAGGAUGUGUCUGCUGGAGCGUCGGCCCGAGUCCUCGUCCUCGUCCUCCUCCAGCUCCGAGUCCGACUCGGAGUCCGAUUCUGAUGACUCCCUGAGGGGGGAGCAGGCAGGAGGAGGCUCCUCGCCUUCAUCAUCCUCCCCCGCCCCGCCUCCACCCAUCGUCUAUGGCAACAGCAGCGGGGGGCGGGUAGAGAGAGAGAGGAGUCGCAGCGAGCGGGAGAGAGAGCGGGAAAGGGAGCGCCGCCUGGCCGAACUGGGCUUCAGCGCCAGCGAGGAGUCUGAGGGGGAGGGAGGGAGGGGGGAGGAGGAGGUACGGGAGGAGGAGCAGGGAGGGGGAGUGGGAGGGGGGGAGAAGGCUCGGCGGAGAGUGGGAGGAGGAGAGGUGGGGUUACCGCUGCGAGGGCGGAAAGGAGGACUGCUGGAUGGAGAGGAGGAGGACACGCCCCCAUCUGAUAGGACCAGGAAAAACUCUGCCUCCCUCCCCCCACCCUCACCCCUCUCCUCCAAUCAGAUGCCUCCGUCCUCACAGCACGACGGCUUCAUGGGGAAGCAGCGCAGUAAUGGGCAGGAGACACGUAACGGACGGACACGAGGAGGUACAGGAGGGGGUGGAGGGGGCAGGGAGGGAGGGGAGAAGGAGAACGCCAGUGGCGUUCUGACCAAUCACAAACACAGUGGGGGCGGGACCAAAGGCAGCGGGAGCCGCAGCAACAAGAUCCGUAGCAACAGUAAGAACCAGACGUCCAGAAACACCACCCCCUCCUCCUCCAUCCCUACCUCUAAUGGAGGAGGAGGGGGUGGAGGCCCGGGGGGAGGCGGCCUGAUGAUGUCAGUGAUGGCGGCGUCCCCCUGCUCGCAGCCGUCCCGCCUCGCACCGCGCUCUCAGAUGAUGAAGCGCAGCCCGCCGGCCGUGCCCUCGCCCCCCCGGCCCGUUCAGAUGGAGAGACACCUGGUGCGUCCUCCCCCCGCCUGCCCUGAGCCCAGCUGCCUGCCGCUGGACUCUGGCUCCUCCCACAUCAUGACGCGUGACGUGUGGCUCAGAGUGUUCACGCACCUGAGCCAGAGAGAGCUGUGCGUCUGCAUGAGAGUCUGCCGCACCUGGAGCCGCUGGUGUUGCGAUAAAAGGUUGUGGACUCAGAUCGAUCUGAGCCGGCAGCGCUCCAUCACCCCUCCCAUGCUGAGCGGCAUCAUCCGCCGACAGCCCGUCUCCCUGAACCUGGGUUAUACCAACAUCUCCAAAAAACAGCUGAUGUGGCUCAUCAACCGCUUACAAGGUCUGUUGGAGUUGAACGUGUCUGGGUGUCCUUGGCCGGCGGUGUCCGCUCUGUGUCAGGCCGUCUGUCCCUGUCUGAAGCUGCUGGACCUCAGCAGAGUGGAGGACCUCAAAGACUCACACCUGAGAGAGCUGCUGGCCCCCCCACCUGACACCAGGACAGCUCACGGUGAAACCAGAGUGGGGCGUUUCCAGAACGUGACAGAGCUGCGAUUGGCCGGGCUGGACCUGACGGACGCGUCGUCUCGUCUGUUGGUGCGUUACGUUCCUCACCUGACCAGGUUAGACCUGAGUCAGUGUGGAAACGUCACAGAUCAGACGGUGCACACCCUCACCUCCCCCAUCUCCCCCCUGAGAGAGAGCCUCACCCACAUCAACCUGGCAGGUUGUGUGAAGGUGACGGAGCAGUGCAUCCCGUUGCUGCGUCGCUGCCCCUCCCUGCAGACGGUCGACCUGCGCUCCUGCUCCCUCCUCUCCUCAGAGACCGGACAGCUGCUCUCCUUCCCUCCUCACACCUCCUCCUCUUCCUCCUCCACCUCAUCCUCCUCCUCUGCUGCCACCACCACAAUCGCUGCUUCGUCCUCCUCCUCCUCCUCAUCUACGUCAGCCUCCUCCUCCUGUCCUCCUGAAGACAGAACGCUGCUAAAGAACAGCUAAAGUCCUCCAUGUCAUGUGACACUCGAGUAAUUGGUCCAAAGGGCCUGCAAGUCCCGCCUCCCACGUCACUACACUACAGACAGGUGAGGAGGAGGAGGGAGCUGUGCACCAUCUCCUGAAGUUGGAAAAGGUUUUGUUGUGUUGGUGAGUACAGCGACCGAGCAGGAGGAGGAGCAGGAGGAAGAGGAAGAGGAAGAGGAGGAAGAGGAGGAGGAGGAGGAGGAGGAGGAAAGAGAUUUUGGGAAAGUUGUCGGUAAUAGUUAAACAAAUUAGAGACCCUGAGCAUGUACAUAUUUGUUCUCUGUACAAUUUUGGGUGUGUGUAUAUAUCUGUAGUUUACUGUAAAUGACCUUUAACCUUUGGAACAUCACCCCCAACACUCCUUUCCUUCCCUCAUUUCCUUCUGUCCUUCCUUCCUUCCUUCCUUCCUUCCAUCCAACAACCAAUCAUCAUGCCAGGCAUCCACCUGCUCGUCAGUAGCAGCAGAACGAGGAAGAGUGAGAAUGGAAAAGUGGCUGUGGUUUGACAGGGGGUGUGACUCCACCCUCCACACAGGAAGUCAGAACCCUGCAGGUGUGUCUCUGACAGAAGGCCGGUCUGAUGUUUGUGGCUCUGCCUCUAGUCUUUGUGCUAAGCUAGGCUAAACACAUCUGUCUCUGCAUUGUGUCCAUUCUGUCAUUUCUGAAUCUGGGGAGUGAACUCAAAUGUUAGAUUGACUCAGAAAAAAGCAUCUUUUAUGAAUGAAGUCUGGUGAGGUCAGAGAGCCUGCGUGGUUACCCAUCAGCCCCCUCUGUAGGCCCACAGAAGGUUUACGUCCACCUUCAGAGGGACAGACGUUAAGAGUCUUCAGCCCUCCUGUUCACACAGAACACUGGACCUUAAUGUUCACAGAGCUGGGAUCAGCGGACGGGUCGUGGCGUCGGCGCUCACACAAACCCGGGAUCUUCCACUGACGGUUUCAAUAAAGGUUAUUUAAACAAGACGACGCCAUCCUCAGCGGCGUCGCCGGACGUAGAACGGAGCUGCAGAGGGAAGAAGCCUUCAGUCUGCUGAUCGAUCUGCUGAUCACGUUAAUUGAUGAUGUGGUCUGUUAAACAUCAGACAACAGUGAAAAAGGCCCAGAUGACAUCAUCAGAUGACAUCAUCAGGUGUCUCGUCAGUUUUCUGUCAGAAGGAAAAACAGCCGCUGAGAAACGAUUGAUCGAUCGGCUAAAUCAUCAAUCAGUUCAUCAUCUGGCUGUUGUUCCAGAGGACGCGAGCCACCGUUCAGACCGUUCAGACCGAGAGUUAAAGCUCAUAAAGUUCAGAGAACAGAGGUGUGGUGAGAACUGCAGGUGUGAUGAUCAGACCAGUCAGGAUUGACCUUCACAGCACACCUGUCACAGGUCAGUCAGGUAACCUCCACUCACAUUCAACCCUCAGUGUCGAGGCUGCAAUCAGAUGGUAAUGAAUGUAUUCGUGUGUGUGUGUGUGUGCGUGUGUGUGUUGGAGGCGGAACAGGAAGCUGUCAGCAGGUAGCAGGAAGUCAGAGCGGGUUCACAUAUGCAAUGACAAUUCAAAUUCAGUAAACAGGAAGUGAUGUCAGCAUUUCACUGUUUUGAGGCUACAUGGCUGUAGUGUCUCUGUCUGUCUUUCUCUGUCUCUGCCUGCCUGUCUCUCUGUCUGUCUCUCUGUCUGUCUGUCUCUGUCAGCCUGUCUCUCUGUCAGCCUGUCUGUCUGUCUGGCACACAGACAGCUGAAUGUGUGACCAUGUGACCUCUGACAGUGAAGCAGUGUGACGGAGCAGAGGUGGAGGUUUGUCUCUGUUGAUGGAGCUAGGCUAACAGAGCCAAGCUAAGCUAACCAGCCCUGUCUAGAAUGUCAGACUGUUGAGAGAGUUCAGGGAGGGAGGGGGGGGCAGCUUCACACCAGAGCCACGAGACUUUCUGGCUGGUGUCAAAGGUUGUUCAGGUGUGUUUGAGCUGUUUUUCUUCCUGUUUCCUGUGUGUGCGUGUGUGUGUGUGUGUGUGUGUGUGUGCGUGCGCCUCAGUGUCUUCAACAUUCGCCUCAAUCAUUCAUCUUCCCCUCGUUCUUUUCAGCCUCUUCUCUUCAUCGUUGCCUGUUUUCGCCUCCGAUCAGAUUCUUUUGGGAAGUGAUUGAUCUUUUUUUUUUUCUCAGGAGUUUUUUUGGUUUCUCUUUAAAUCAGGUUUUAAUUUAUUUGUGUGCUGCAGCAGCGCUUCCAUCCAGUCCGGACACACGUUCAGGCUCCUGUUUGUGUGGAUCUGUGUUGUUCUGUGUUUUCUGUUCAGUGAUGAGUUUGAGUCUGUUUCUAUGGAAGCUCAUUUCUGCCAAGAAAAGUGAGGAAAAACCUCGUCGUCAUUAUAUCCUACAAUCUUUUGCUGAUCUGCUCUGUAAUAAGAUCUCGGCGUGAUCUCGUGACCUCGACUCGCCGUCUGAAGUCACGUUGACUCAGAAAUCAACAGAUUUCAGCGUUGAGCUCGUCUCUCGCCUGCGACUCGCUGCUCAGUCUUCAUUUACAAUUCAGAGUAUUUUUGAUUUCUUGUCCUAAACGGGCUUCUGUAGCUUCCUUGGGGGCCUCACUUAUGAAAAUCAUCAGUCUCAGUCUGAAUUUCAUGUCAGGAUUAUUGUUAAAGCAAAGUUUUGCCUGUUAUUAGUUCAAGCAGCUGAUUUUGUGAAGAACCAGAUUUCGGUGUUAAAGAGACGUUUUUCAUAAAUGACCCCUGAUGUUUGUGACUGUGGAAAAAGUAAAAAGCUGAUCAGAUCCAGAUCCUGUCCUCAGUUGACUCAGCGGUGACCCCCCCCUCAGUGUUGCGAGGGGCUGUGAUACUGAGGGGGGGUCUGAAAUAUUACUGAUGUCAUGUUUCAUAUUUUCAGACGGACACGACAAACAAACCGCGACUGCAGUUCAGACGAAAUGAUUCAUAUUUAUCUCCUCAGAGCUCAGUCGAUGGGCUGCCUUGUACUGGCUAGCAUUUGGGUUAGCGUGUUCCACAGUAUCGUGUUAGCUUCGUGGUUCCACAUUAGCUAACACUAGCACUGGCUAGAACAGUUUCAAGUGUUCUGUCACAGUUAUUGCUGCAUUACCUCUGCUGCGCUGCACUCAGAGAAAACUGAACAGACCUGCACAACUACACCUUCAGUCUGCGUUAUUUUUGAGCAAACACGAUUUAGCUAACGUUAGUAAGUGCUGCUACAAAAGCAGUGGAGGUUGGGAAAUGUUAGCUGCAGUAUUCAGAUUCGAUUGAUUACUACUGAAGAACAACAAGUGAAGAAUAUUAAGAUUACAGCACGCCAAACAGUGGAAACACGCCAUUUUCAAUAUUAUUAUUAUGGGGAAAAGUUUUGCUAACAUAAGCUUGUGAGCUUACAGAUAUGCGGGUCACUGCUUACAAAGAAAUUGUAUAUCAGUGUUGCAAAACAUACCAAUUCUUUUUAAUGAGCUAACGUAUUAGCAUAGCACAUAGUAAACUGAGGUCAAAAGCUAGCGCUGGCUUGUUUGUUAGCUCUUUUGACGUUAGCUACAUGUUGCCACGUAAGCCUCACAGUUGCAUAGGUUGCUGGUUUUAUUGUUCAGCUCUGCAGUAGAAAAAAUAAAACCGAAUAAAGUAAAGUAAAAUGAAGUUUAAAUUCUAUUUGGAAAACGAGCCACCAUUAUCACAUGAUAAUUGAUUUUCCAGGCCUUAGACCUACAUUGCUAGCUUGUUAGCUCAUUAGCAGGUUAGAUAAAAAGCUGACAUUAGCUAUCUGAGUAAAUGGUGUUAGUUUGCUACAGAACAAGUGGUGGAGGUUGGGGGUGCAAAUAAAGAUUAUACAUUAUAAAUUACGACGUGGGACUUUGGGAGCUACAUUUUUCUCCAUUUUCAGACGCCUGUCCCUCCAUAAUAAAAAAGAUCUUUGGUUUCUUGCCAUGAAUAAAGUUGUAGCAGUGCAGUAGAGGUAGUGCAUCAUUCCCUGUAUGGUUCCUGGUCACUGGUGGAGGUUUUGGACCCGCUGUAGUCAAGGAAAUAAAAGUAUUAGUUGUUUUAAAUUGCCAUGAUGUCGCACUGCUCGCCAGCCAAACGCCUCGUUGUGCCAUAAACACUCCAGAUCAAUGUUUCACUGUGUUAAACGUCUCAAUGGGUCAGUUUUAUAUUUUAUUUUUUUGUAUUCAGUUGUGAUUCAGUUGUUUUUUUACUGUGACUGUAAUGUGGGGAUCAAUGCCUCGCAUAUUCUCUUAAUGAUGCAUAUCACAGCUUCAAACUUUGCCUAGUGACAGGUGAGGAGAUCAAAUUUGAUUGGACGAUAAUCCUUGACUCCUGAAAGCUCUUAUCCAAUCAGACAUUCAGACAUAUCUCAUCUUCUCUCUCUUCUCUUUCUUUGUAAAACUGAAUCUCAUGUCUUCAUCGAUGUUUUAAAGAUGCACUGGAUCAUCAUCGUCAUCAUCACCUUCAUCCUUGCCUUUUGCCAAAUGUAGUUUUUGUUGUGAAAAGGGGCAUUUUAUCCCAGUUUUUCUUUGUUUGCUUUUUGUUCUUUUUUUUUAUACUUUGUCCAUGAUUCUUCCGCUGUGUUGAUGGAAAAAAAUGAGGAAGAAGUUGGAACAAAAAGUAAAAAGUGACACAAAAAGACCAACUCAAGGCAGCUACGUAUGAGUGACUACUGUAAAAUGACUAACUAAUAAAGAAGCAAUGGGUUUGUUUUUA